CAUCAAAACCGCGCACCUGGCCUGUCACUCUGCAGAUAUUGGGCCCCAACUUUACAGCGUUUCGCGAACUCCUCCCCCCUCCUCCCUCUGGGUCCUGACAGAUCCACCCCUCUCUGCAGCAAACCGGCCCACUGUCGUGGCAACUGUAGUGAUCCGAUAAUCAGUAGUUGUUAUAUCAACAUCAUCCCUUGAAACCUCUCUUGUCUCUCUGUCUUCUUCUCUUUCUCACUCUCUGCCGCUUACCUCUACCCAUAACCCAUAGUCCUCUCUUUCCCCCUCGACCACUACCACGAAAGGAAAGAAGAAGAAAAAACAUCGAUUCAUCAUGGCCGGACUCGUCGAAAGGCUGAAAGCCUCUGGAGGCACCGAAUCUGCGGGAUUCCUCAACGAUAUUAUCGAGCAGCUGUGGCCCAACAUCAACGUCGCCGGGUGCAAGAUGGUCAAGGACAUCGUGGAGCCCAUGUUCGCCACGAUGCUCCCGGGCCCGCUGUCGUCCCUCAAGUUCGUCAAGCUCGAUCUCGGCCACGUCCCCAUGCGCGUCUCCGAGGUGGAUGUCCACAAGGUCGACAACGGCGGCAUCAAGCUCGACAUGGACGUGACGUGGGAGGGCAAGAGCGACAUUGAGCUCGAUGGGAAGAUGGUCCCCAAGCUGGGAAUAGAACAUGUUCAUCUGAAGGGCAGGCUCUCGAUCCUUCUCGCCCCCUUGAUCGACGCCAUUCCCCUGAUUGGCGCGGCACAGGUUGCCUUCAUCAAUCCCCCCGAGCUGAAGCUCGACUUCACCAACGCGGCCAACAUCGCCGACUGGGCCCUCGUGGACAAGGCGGUGCGCAAGGUCAUCAUCAGCAUCAUCUCGUCCAUGGCCGUCCUGCCCAACCGCUACCUCGUCAAGCUCGACAGCAACAACGACUACUUCAAGACCUACCUGCCGCACCUGGGCGCCCUGCGGCUCACCGUCGAGAGGGCCGUCGGCAUCAGCGGGCCCAAGAAGAGCGGCGCCAAGCGGCUGCUGGCCAAGAUCGUCAAGGACGUGCCCGACUGCUACUGCAAGGUGGUCGUCGGCGCCGAGGACGAGUGGCGCACGUCGACCAAGAAGAACGACACGGACCCGGAGUGGAACGAGACGCACGACUUCCUCGUCGCGGACCACGACCAGCGCAUCUCCAUCGACGUCCAGGACGACGACCUCGGCGGCGACGACGACAUCGGCGUCGCGUCCACCACCGUCCGCGAGAUCCUCCUCGGCGGUGGUUCGCAGCAGCUCGACCUCACGCACAAGGGCGAGCCCACCGACGCCAAGGUCGUCGUCCACGCGCGCUUCUUCAACUUCGUCGAGGACGCCGGCGCCAUCACGGCGACGCGCAGCGAGAACCAGGACCAGAUCGUCGGCCUCGCCACGGUGCUCGUCGCCAGCGCCCUCGGCCUCCAGGGCCAGCGCGACGAGCUGAACCCCAGCAUCAAGGUCAGCUGGGGCGCCAAGGAGUUCCGCACGGCGGCCAAGUCGUACAGCCCGGGCACCGACAUCUUCAACCCGUCCUUCGACCAGGCCUUCCGCAUCCCCGUGACGGCCGACCUGCUGGCCAACCCGGCCGGCUUCCGGAUCGCGCUGCUGAACAAGGCCGACGAGACGGGUGCCGUCGAGAUACCCUUCGAGGACGUCCUGGCGGCGCCGGGCCUCGUCAAGGAGGAGAGCUUCGAUGUGGGUUCUGGGGCGACGGUUAGGGCGAGCAUCUCCCUCCGCGGGCUGCAGCCGGCUCACUGAGAACGACGUAGCCAUGUUGGUGGUGGGUGUUUGUUGGGUUGGAGGUUACCAUGUAACAUUAUACGAUAUAUACGAAUGAAUGAUACUGACAAC
This is a messenger RNA of Colletotrichum destructivum, 1852 nucleotides long. RefSeq names its product Putative C2 domain, synaptotagmin-like mitochondrial-lipid-binding domain, C2 domain superfamily. NCBI's taxonomy places the organism in Eukaryota, Fungi, Ascomycota, Sordariomycetes, Glomerellales, Glomerellaceae. Gene Ontology annotation, molecular function: phosphatidylinositol binding; phosphatidylcholine binding; phosphatidylethanolamine binding. The record is from RefSeq and is a predicted model, not a curated record. Bases 326 to 1759 code for a protein of 477 amino acids. The transcript is spliced from 4 exons. Gene Ontology annotation, cellular component: extrinsic component of cytoplasmic side of plasma membrane; endoplasmic reticulum membrane.